AUGGCUCUCCCUCCCAAGUUCGCCGGCCAGCGUUUCAUCCCCACCGAAGGAGCUGGCGCGAGCUCUUUUCCUUCUCAACCCCUCCACACCGUCGAGAUCUUCCUCGACUACGUCUGUCCUUUCUCAGCUAAAAUCUACAAUACCCUCUACACCUCCCUCUUCCCCGCCCUCGCUUCCGACCCCUCCGGCCUAGGCUCCAAGCUCCAAUUUAUCUUCCGCCACCAAGUCCAGCCCUGGCACCCGUCCUCCACACUAACCCACGAGGCGGGGCUAGCCGUACAGCGUUUAGCCCCCACCAAAUUCUGGGACUUCAGCGCGGCCUUGUUCAAAGACCAAAAGGCUUAUUUCGACGUGAGCCUGGUGAACGAAACGCGCAAUGAGACGUACAAGCGGCUGGCCAAGCUAGCCUCCCAAAGCGUGGGGGUUGAUGAGAAGGAGGUGUAUGAGUUGUUGACUAUCCCGACGGAGGCGGCCGACGAUGGGAGUUUGAACGUGGGGAAUGCGGUGACGAAUGACUUGAAGGUGGUGAUUAAGAUGGCGAGGCUGGUGAGCGUGCACGUGAGUCCUACGGUUAUCUUUGAUGGGGUGGUGGCCGGGGAUGUGAGCUCGAGUUGGACGGUGGAGCAGUGGUUGGAUUUUUUUAAGAAGGCUACUGCUUGA
Molecule: messenger RNA, 660 nt
Organism: Sordaria macrospora k-hell
Lineage: Eukaryota; Fungi; Ascomycota; Sordariomycetes; Sordariales; Sordariaceae
Source: RefSeq, a predicted model, not a curated record